AUGAGUCGAAGUAAAGUAUUGCUGUUUUUAUUUUUAAUUGCUUCAAUGAUUGAUGUAUGCGGAGCUAUUAAUAAUAAAUUGCCUGCAAUUUAUUAUGGUAACCAAGGCUGGAAUAUGAACCAAAUUCAAUCGUUUUCAUCGUGGGUCGGUAAACGUCCGAUAGUAAUCUUACUUUUUACUGAUUGGUGUAAUACAUCAAUGACUAAUUUGUUCAAUUAUCAGCUGAAUAAUAUUUGGAAUAGUGGCAGUAUUCCAGCGAUUACAUGGGAACCAUUUGGCUGUGGUGGUAGCAGUCAACCGGGUAUAAUGAAAUUAAUUCAAAAUAACAGUUAUGACACAUACAUAAACCAAUUUGGAAAUAAUUUGAAAACAUGGUUAGCGGGGAGCGAUGGUACUUUAGACAAUGGUGACGAUCGAAGAGCAUAUCUUCGAUUAGGUAUGAUAUGCAGUCAGAAACUUCUAAUGUGUAUUCUUCAAACUAGAAAGCAACAUAACUGA
This is a messenger RNA of Rotaria sp. Silwood2, 498 nucleotides long. Lineage: Eukaryota; Metazoa; Rotifera; Eurotatoria; Philodinida; Philodinidae. The record is from the annotation of a GenBank genome assembly.